Molecule: messenger RNA, 594 nt
Organism: Dryobates pubescens (Downy woodpecker)
Lineage: Eukaryota; Metazoa; Chordata; Aves; Piciformes; Picidae
Gene: CRYBA2
Product: crystallin beta A2
Exons: 4
Coding region: 1-594 (197 amino acids)
Biological process (GO): visual perception; lens development in camera-type eye
Molecular function (GO): structural constituent of eye lens
Source: RefSeq, a predicted model, not a curated record
AUGACCAGCAGCGAAGCCAUGGACACCCUGGGGCAGUACAAGAUCACGGUAUGGGAGGAGGAGAGCUUCCAGGGCAAGCGCUGCGAGUUCCUCAUGGAGUGCCCCAGCAUCAUGGAGCGUGGCUUCCGCAAGAUCCGCUCCAUCAAGGUGGAGUCUGGCCCCUGGGUGGGCUUCGAGUACCCUGAGUACCAGGGGCAGCAGUUUAUCCUGGAGAAGGGUGACUAUCCCCGAUGGGAGGCCUGGAGCGGGAACAGCGGCUACCGGACCGAGCACCUCCUCUCCUUCCGGCCCGUCAAGUGUGCGAACCACAACGACAGCAAAGUCAUCCUCUACGAGGCUGAGAAUUUUCAGGGGCACAAGUUUGAGCUGAGUGAUGACUACCCCUCGCUGCAGGCCAUGGGUUGGGGCAACAAGGAGGUGGCAUCUAUCAAAGUGAACGCCGGAGCGUGGGUGGCAUACCAGUACCCAGGAUACAGGGGCUACCAGUAUGUGCUGGAGCGGGACAGACAGAACGGUGAGUUCAAGAAGUACAAUGAAUACAGCAGCCAGGCUCACACCAACCAGAUCCAAUCCAUCCGCCGUGUCCAGCACUGA